CUGUGCCAAAGCCGCCGCCACCCUAUUCGCCGCUCGCCUAUUCAUCGGGCCGCCGCUGUGCCAAGCUGCCGCCACUACUAUUCGUCGCUCGCCUAUUCAUCGGGCCGCCGCUGUGCCAAAGCCGCCGCCACCCUAUUCGUCGCUCGCCUAUUCAUCGGGCCGCCGCUGUGCCAAGCUGCCACCACUGCUACCCGUUUAUUAACAUUUCGACUGAACUUUGUGAUUUAGUGUUCUUCGUAAAAAGUUCUGAACGUGAUUUUAUUGUGUUUAGUGUAGUGUUUAGUGUUAUUUAAGGAAAUAAAUUUAUAACGUUUUAAGAAAAUAUUUUUGCUUCGCUCUCUCUCUCUCUUUAUGUCCUAACAAAUAAAUUUUUGUGACGACUCUGGCCCCCGCUGAACCUACCCCAGCUUCAAAGUGAAAACACGUCGUCACAAUGGCGCCCGAGCAGGGACUAUAAAAGAGAGAAAGAAUAAAUAAAUGAGUGAACAAUAAUUAGACAAAUACAGAUGAAAACCCAGUGAAAGAAAAACAGUUAAAAAAAAAAAAAAACUGAAACAAGUAAAAAUAAUAAUAAAAAAAAAAAAAAAAAAAUGUCAAACGAAAAGACAAUGUUGAAGGUCUCCUGGGCCUAUAUGCUAAAGCAAGAAGACUUGGUAACAUAUCUUACUGAAUUCAAUCUUGAUCCAGUUGGAAAAGUGGACGAUCUCCGAAAAAGAUGGGCUAAAUUUCUCCACAACGACCAUGAAGCCGAUGUAUACAGACGGCUUAUAGAGUUGCAGAACAAACAUGAAAGUACCAGUCCGACCAAAUCGCCGACAUUGCGAGCCGUCACAAAACAACCCCUUAUAACCGUAACACCGUGUGGAGCAGAAGCAAUAGUAUUAUCCCCAAUAAAAACAGAGUACGCCCUUCCCCACAUUUCCGCGGAAAGGUCACAUGGAGAGUCAAGCACAGGGGUAACAAACGAUCAAAAAGUACAGAAGAUGUCGCCAACAAACCCCGAAUAUGGAUUUCAAAAAGAUUCUCCGCCCAAGCCAUCCAAUAAUUCGUCGUUACUCGUAAUUCUCGACCAAAUCCGAAAAUGGAAUAUUACUUUUGAAAAUGGUAUGGACCCUAUUGGAUUCGUAGAACGUGUAGAAGAAAUGGCUGAAAUGUACAUCGUGGAAUUGAAUCAAAUAAUUAAAGUAAUGCCAGAGUUGUUACGAGGUAAAGCUUUAAUCUGGCUAAGGAACAACAACCGACACUGGACUACCUGGAACGAAUUUAAGAGUGAUUUUCUGAAAUUCUUUUUGCCACCGAGAUACUUUGAGAAAUUGGAGGAUGAAAUUAGGAGAAGGAUACAGCGUAAUAAGGAGCCGUUUAAGGAAUAUGUACUCUCUAUACAGCAUCUUAUGCAGCACACCAAUAUGACCGAAGAACAAAAAUUGGAACGAAUUUUUAGAAACGCGCAUUCGGAUUAUCAAUGGUACAUUCGCCGUAAAGACUUUACCACACUUUCGGAAUUGAUCUCCUUGGCAGACGAACUCGAAAGCAUACCAAAUAAUUCUCGGUCAGAACAGCCUCGAAAUCAACAAAACUAUAAUCGACGUGCGGACAACUCUAGAAAUAACCUGUAUUGCACCAAUCAAGGUGACCAAGUGCUAAACGAAAGCUCAUCCAAUCCAGAAACGCAGCAGGAUGAACCCCCGGCAAAGAAGAGUAACCAGAAUAUUACAUCAUUGCAAUGUGAAGAAUAUCGCCUUACUGCAACUGUCUUAAUAGAGGGGAAAGCUAUUAAAGCAACUGUCGACACUGGUGCCACUAGCUGUUUUAUAAAAAGAGAAUUUGCGGAAAAAAUCAAGAAAAGGUUUACUUAUUCACGGCAUGAGGCAAAUGUUAUCCUCGCAGACGGCACCACGGUGAACAUCACAAGAUCAACAGUGUUACCUGUUACAUUUGGAAACCAAAGCUCAGAUGUUACAUUUCUCAUCAUGCCGCAAUUCAAGGAAAACAUCAUAUUGGGAUUGGAAUUUCUAAAACAGUUCCACACGACCAUUCACUGCGCCGGUAUAAGUGUCAAAUUAAGUAAGCCAACCACAUCAACGGAGCAUUGUACCGUGGCUAUAGGAGAGGAAACCCCAUCAAAAGAGACAUUAAAUUGACAAUACCCAAACUAAUCAGUGUCCUAAUAUAAGCCCAUACUUCAAAGACCAUCGCAAUUCUCAAAAUUUCAACAUCACGAUGGAGCAAGAUAGCCCCAACACGAAAAAAUUCAAACGGGCGAAGGAGAAAUUUCGAGCUCAUCUGGAACAAGUCGAGGCUCAAAGGCGAAGGACAAUAUUUUUAGACGAAGGUCCUAGUACCAGCCGAAAGAGGAGAACAAAUCAAUACCGUAAGCCCAAUCCAAGAAAGGGUAGCAGUCAAUCCUCAUCGCCCCAGCACCAAAUAUUUUACCGAAUGUGCAGCACAACCCCGAAUGACGUUCCACAGCAAAAGUGUAACACGACCGAAAACAACAGCGACGAUAUCGAUGAAACUGACUCUUUGAACGAGGAAACCCAGCCUAGUAGUGACGUCCCGCGUACACCAACCUACGCCCCGUGUUUUGGUUCGCCAAAUAGCUUUAAGCCGGCUUCCGAUGUGCUCUCAACACCCACUUCAAGGUGCUCAGAAAUGCCUGCUACACCGGGUAAAGAAUGGUGUCGUGACUCAGAUGACGCAUCAACUCUUCCUCGGCCCAAUAUGGAGGAGUCGGAUGAAUCUCAAUCAAAUUUCGAAAUGGAUGAAGAAUGUCGGCGUAUGUUUUACGGUUACUUAGAAACCUCAGUGACUCGGCGAGCACAGUCACCCUUAUCCUCGAAUAAUUCCUCGCUGGAUGAGUCGGAUAACGAAGAUCAACGUUCCUCGUCUCCGCCAAAAAGGUAUGGACUGGGAUUUGUCCGUCAGAAAGAUAGCCAAUACAAAUAUCUCGGAUUUCGCUGUUAUGAGAGAACAGUUACUGUGCAGCUUUUGGUCCCCGACUCCGGGGAAAAUCCAAUAUAUGAAAUAACCAACCCACCGCCGGAUAAUCAUCGUACGCCCUCACCCACACCCGCGAUAGGGGAAGAGAUCAACACCGAAGAUAUCCAUUCAAUAUCCAACACCUCACACAAACAUGAGGAGGUUCCUACUUCAUCCUCACAUGCUUUCGCACAUUUAGAAGAAGACUCCAGAUCGACCGCAAGUAGUUUUGUGACAGUUUCCGAAGAUCCUAGUUUUGAGUGGUGGACCCAAUGGCAGACGCUGGUUGGUGUUCCUCCAUCAUCACCGCUAUAUAACAUAACCGAACAAGCAAAUCUGUUGCAUAGUGAUGACGUACAAAUUCCAUCGCAAUCCAAUGCUGCCGUCAUAUCGGACGAUCACAGGUCCCCCAACGUGAAGGAAGAUAAAUCAUUACCAGGAACGCCGGGACACGUUGUCGAACUGUCAUCACCAUCGAUAUCUUCCCGAUCGUCAUCCUCAUCCUCAUCAGCCUCGUCGUCUUUAUCGUCAUCCUCAUCCUCAUCAGCCUCGUCGUCUUCAUCAUCAUCCACAAGCCAAACGAUGACACCUCAUCAGCCAACAUUGUGUAGCAGUCAACCUUCCAUCGAUGAAGUGUUUAUACCCAGUAAGGAGAAUAAUAGCACACCAAGUACAAUCAAAUUGCCAGUCACUGAAAUCCCAACUGAGUCAACGCCAUCGUCCUCGACAGACAAUCCCGUGAACGAUAACACAUUUCUCGAACUGCCAAAUUAUCCCGAAAACCUACAAAUCCGUAUCGAGAAGUUUAAAAACAAUUGGAAAAAGGGACACAAACUGAAGCGAAUUGUUAAACAAGAUGGCAAGCAGUACCGCAUAAUAAUAUCAGCAGACGGGGUAGUGAAGGUAUCUCUCCGAACUUCUGCAAUUGGUCUCUAACAUACCUUCCUAUUCGACCGAGAUAUAGUCGAACUAAAGUGCCCAUGUCGGAGAAAUAAAAGGUUACAUAACACCCUAGGGCUUCCUGGCUAUUGAAACCCAAUAGCAAUAGAGAAAGCAAAUCAAGGAAUCAAAAAUCAGAGGGAGGAAGAGAUGCCAUGUAACGCCCAAAAGUCAUGCUUUCGUUUUUGGGGUACAUUAUUAUUUUAAAGACCAUUUUUACUUACUUAUGUUAUAUACAUCAACUAUGAAUUAUAUUUUUUUUGUUUGAAAAUGAAUUAAAAUAUUUAAGUUAUGAAUUAAACUAACAGCUACUCAGGGUCAUGUAAUUUAAAUGUAUUUGAAUAUUAACGGUCACACAGGUCCCCUAGUAGAAAGAAGUAUACUUAAAAUACAACAUUGGAACCCCUGGUGGCAACUGGCGGAACUACGCAAAACUGUCAGAUUGGGAUCAGCUGCUGUCAUGAGAAAACAACAAUCGUUGUCCAGCCAAAAAGGUAUAAAAGGAGACGCAUUUCACACAAUCGGGAUCAGUCUUCUGUUGAUGGCUGGUAAGUCAAGUGUGAUUGGGAGGAAGAAAAGGCGCGCAACCUCGGUUGAAUUGAGUCUUAGUAAGCCAAACAAUAAGCCUUGACUAUUUGUGGAGACUGGACUGGACUGAACGCAGGGUCAAGUGAGGGUUGUAGCAAUACUCCCUAUUCUUCGGGCUGCGUUGACGGCGACUGAACGCAGGGUCAAGUGAGGGUUGUAGCAAUACUCCCUAUUCUUCGGGCUGCGUUGACGGCGACUGAACGCAGGGUCAAGUGAGGGUUGUAGCAAUACUCCCUAUUCUUCGGGCUGCGUUGACGGCGACUGAACGCAGGGUCAAGUGAGGGUUGUAGCAAUACUCCCUAUUCUUCGGGCUGCGUUGACGGCGACUGAACGCAGGGUCAAGUGAGGGUUGUAGCAAUACUCCCUAUUCUUCGGGCUGCGUUGACGGCGACUGAACGCAGGGUCGAGUGAGGGCUGUAGCAAUACUCCCUAUUCUUCGGGCUGCGUUGACGGCGACUGACGUACUCAUCGGGCUGCUGCUGUGCCAAAGCUGCCGCCACCCGAUUCGUCGUGCGCGUAUUCAUCAGGCCGCCGCUGUGCAAAGCCGCCGCCACCCUACUCGCCGCUGACGUAUUCAUCGGGCCGCCGCUGUGCCAAAGCCGCCGCCACCCUAUUCGCCGCUCGCCUAUUCAUCGGGCCGCCGCUGUGCCAAAGCCGCCGCCACCCUACUCGCCGCUGACGUAUUCAUCGGGCCGCCGCUGUGCCAAAGCCGCCGCCACCCUAUUCGCCGCUCGCCUAUUCAUCGGGCCGCCGCUGUGCCAAGCUGCCGCCACUACUAUUCGUCGCUCGCCUAUUCAUCGGGCCGCCGCUGUGCCAAAGCCGCCGCCACCCUAUUCGUCGCUCGCCUAUUCAUCGGGCCGCCGCUGUGCCAAGCUGCCACCACUGCUACCCGUUUAUUAACAUUUCGACUGAACUUUGUGAUUUAGUGUUCUUCGUAAAAAGUUCUGAACGUGAUUUUAUUGUGUUUAGUGUAGUGUUUAGUGUUAUUUAAGGAAAUAAAUUUAUAACGUUUUAAGAAAA
Messenger RNA from Musca domestica (house fly), 5526 nucleotides. RefSeq lists its product as uncharacterized. The record is from RefSeq and is a predicted model, not a curated record. NCBI's taxonomy places the organism in Eukaryota, Metazoa, Arthropoda, Insecta, Diptera, Muscidae. The transcript has 2 exons. Bases 2221 to 3915 code for a protein of 564 amino acids.